AUGGUCAUCGGUGGCGGCUCUGGUAGCUUCAUCGACACACCAUGGAAGUUCAGCUUUCACCAAACCAUCUUACACGCUUUCUUCACCCUCUGCGAUGAGCUGCUCCGUAUGCAGCUCAGCCCACUCCCGCCAGCCGUUACUGUGCCCGACAUUCUCUUGGAGAAGGAGAGACUCGGCCAGGAGAUAGCAGCUGCUGUUGCUCAUGAAAGUACUCCACAAACUCAGUCCACGCCCAAGCAGGUUCAUUCGAGUCAAAAUCAAAGCUCUCCGGCCUGGGCUCUUCAAGUAUUAUCCAGUCGCCAGGCGUCGUCCUCCGCCAGAAAGGAUGAUUUUCAGCGGCAGGUUGACAUAUUGAAAGAUGAGAUCAAGGCCAAAAGGAUAGAUAUUUUGGAGCGUCAAGCGCUGUUAUCUCGAAGACGUUCCGAUGCUGAAUCGGCACAAUACGAACUGGCGGAGCGGGAGGCUUCCGUCUUGACCAACAUUCAGAACACGACGAAGAGGACCGAGCACCUGUGGCAUACCCUUCAUAGCAAGACUGCAGAGGCACGUAUUUUUCUUUGUCGUGAGGCAGCCCACUUGUACGGGUUGAGACAGCGGACCUCCAAAAGAAGUGAUGGCCGGCAUAGCUAUGUACUUGGUGGUCUAGGGAUAAUCGACCUGAAAGACCUGAAUGGCGCAAGUCCCGUGCAAAUAUCUACCUCGCUCUCGAACGUUGCCCGCCUGUUGGUCCUCGUCUCUCACUACCUUUCAUUGAGACUGCCCGCGGAAAUCACCUUGCCUCACCGAAAUCAUCCUACUGCGACCAUCUAUACUCUUGCUGCAUCGUACAAUUCCCGAAAUCUCUCUCACGGAUCCGAAGAUUCUUAUACUGUCCCAAGCAAUCCCGCGGGAUCGAGAACCGAACCUCGAGCUCGCACCCACCCACGCCCGCGACCGCUCUUUAUCGACACACCCCUCCCACGUCUAGCCAAAGAAGACCCUGGCACUUAUGCACUGUUUGUGGAAGGUGUUUCACUCCUUGCUUGGGACGUGGCCUGGUUGUGCAGGACACAAGGUAUCAACUUGAACUCCGACUCCUGGGAGGAUAUCUGUAACAUUGGGAAGGGGAUGUGGCAGCUACUCGUCGCUCCGCCAGCGCCAGCAUCCACAUUGAUGCGAGCGUUUGCGGGUCGAGACACGCAGAAAAUAAAGCCCACUAAGGAUUCGCCGCAAACUACCAUACAACGCACCAAAUCUUUUCCCAUGCUUGGACAUUAUUCCCAUGGUACGGCCCACUCGUUCCUCGCGGCAUCGGAAGGGGUGGAGUUCAUGCGGACAUGGAAGCUACCCACGCCGACCAGAAUUGCAGAUAAAUUGAAAGCUACACUCCUGGGAGAAAUGGCAAGUGCAGAAUGGGAAGUCCUCGACGAAAAAGAAUGGUUUGAGGGCAAUGCAGAUGCCCAAAAGCAAAAGGCACUGGAUUCGCACGAUACGACUGGUCAGUCGUCUACUUCCACAGUCACGCCAGGCGAGAGCGCUACGGGACAACAGCAAGGUUCCGUGCGGGCGACAGAGGAAGGUCGUCGGCCGAAAGGUACCAGUGGAUGGACAAAACUCAACAAUCGAUAG
This is a messenger RNA of Penicillium oxalicum, 1608 nucleotides long. RefSeq names its product Atg14 domain-containing protein. The record is from RefSeq and is a predicted model, not a curated record. Gene Ontology annotation, cellular component: endosome; lytic vacuole. Gene Ontology annotation, molecular function: SNARE binding. The coding region runs from base 1 to 1608 and encodes 535 amino acids. The transcript has 3 exons. NCBI's taxonomy places the organism in Eukaryota, Fungi, Ascomycota, Eurotiomycetes, Eurotiales, Aspergillaceae. Gene Ontology annotation, biological process: SNARE complex assembly.